Molecule: messenger RNA, 2672 nt
Organism: Tinamus guttatus (white-throated tinamou)
Lineage: Eukaryota; Metazoa; Chordata; Aves; Tinamiformes; Tinamidae
Source: RefSeq, a predicted model, not a curated record
GAUUUUAUCACCAUUUACCCAGAAGUGCAUAAAAUAAAUGGUGGCUUCACUUGUCAAUGCUACAUGGAAAACGGAAUUUAAAGUCACAGAUCAAUUUAACUGCAACACUUUCAUUUUUAAUGUUUGCUUUCUUUUCUUCCUUUGUAGUGAAAGGAGGUAUACUAGAUGACUAUUUAAGAACAGAUGGUGUUUGGAUACUUACUCGAAAUAAGCAGUCUUAUACAACAAAUAGUGAAAGAGAAUGUGCAGAGAAAUGUGAAGAUGAAAGAAGUUUUAAUUGCAGAGCCUUCCUAUUCACGAGAAUAAAGCAACAGUGUUUAACAUUGGCUGAAAACAGCAAAACAACAUUGAUGUUCAACAGCACAGAUGCAGUUCUUUAUGAGAAGAAAAUUUACCUCCUACAAUGUAAAAGAGGAAAUGGGAAAGACUACAGAGGAACAGAAGCCAAAACUCAGAGGGGUAUUCCAUGCCAGAAGUGGGCUGACAAAGUACCUCACAGACCAAAUUUUACACCUCGAAAACACCCCCAUGCAGGAUUGGAGGAAAACUACUGUAGAAAUCCUGAUAUGGAUGAAAAUGGACCUUGGUGUUAUACAACAGACCCCACUAUCAGAUUUGAUUACUGCAAUAUCCCAGAGUGUGAAAGUCAGGACAAGCACAGCGGAGAAGGGGAGUGCAUGCAGUGUAAUGGUGAAGACUACCAUGGAAAAGUGUCCAGAACAGAGUCUGGGUUUCAUUGCCAACACUGGGAUACCCAAGAGCCACAUAUGCAUGGAUUUCUUCCUGAAAAUUUUCCAGAGAAGGAUCUGAAGAUGAAUUUUUGUCGUAAUCCUGAUGGUGACCUUCGUCCCUGGUGCUUCACUACCAGCCCCACUAAACGCUGGGAACACUGUGACAUUCCUCGCUGCACUACACGCCCUCCAGUUUCUGGAUCCAGUUCCCAGUGUCUUUCAGGUAAUGGAGAAGACUAUCGGGGUAGAAUAGCUGUCACUGAAUCGGGAAGCACCUGCCAACACUGGAACACACAGUUUCCUCACAGGCAUGGCUGGAUUCCUGACAGUUAUCCCUGCAAGGGCUUAGAAGAAAACUAUUGUAGAAACCCAGAUGGAGAGAAAAGGCCUUGGUGCUACACUAUCAACAGAGCUGUUCGGUGGGAAUAUUGUGCAAUUCCUCACUGUGAUGGGAUAGAACAACAGUCGGCUGGCACUGAUGUGCUCGAACACAGUCCUGUCUCAGAGGAGUGCUAUCGAGGCAAAGGCCUGAGUUAUCGUGGCACAGCUUCCUUCACUGUGUCCGGAAAGCAAUGCCAAGCCUGGAGCUCCAUGUUCCCUCACAGACAUGAAAAAACCCCAGACAAAUUCCCAAACGCGGAUUUGAGGAAGAACUAUUGUAGAAAUCCAGAUGCCGAUGAACACCCAUGGUGUUUCACCACUGACCCCAGAGUGUUAUGGGAGUACUGCAGUCUGAAGAGGUGUGAUGAUCAGAGACAAGAGCGGGCACCAAACCCCCUUCCUACAAUGACAGCACAAAGCGUUGACCCAACUAUCCCCGCCACACCUGAAUGUAUUAACGGUAAUGGUAAAGAUUACCGUGGCACAAUAGCAAAAACUGGAAAGGGCAGGACUUGCCAAGCAUGGAGCUCUCAGACACCUCAUAGCCACAACUAUUUCACUCCUGUGACUCAUCCAAGAGCAGGCCUGGAUAAAAAUUAUUGCAGGAAUCCUGAUGGAGAUGUAAAUGGUCUUUGGUGCUUCACAACAGACCCAGAAAAAAAAUGGGAGUACUGUGAAAUCCCACGCUGCUCUUCUUCUCAGCCUGGCUGUGGAAAAUUCCCAUGGAGAAGAGAGCGGACCUGUAAGCCAUACAGCACGUGCUAUGCUUCUCCAGGGUCUUGGCCUUGGCACGUCAGCCUCAGGAUGAGUACCAAUGAGCACCACUGUGCGGGUACUCUGAUACAUCCACAGUGGGUUCUUACUGCAGCUCAGUGCUUGCAACAGUCAUCAGAGGCCUCUUCCUACAGGGUCUUUCUGGGGCUACAGAACCUGAAGGUGGCAGAACCAUCUUUGCAAAUUCGUAGCAUUCAGAAAUUAUUCAAGGAACCCAGAGGAGCAGACAUUGCCUUGCUGAAGAUGAGCAGUCCUGUAAUGCUUACUGACCAUGUGAAACCUGUUUGUUUGCCCGAAACAAGUCUGGUGGCAGAAAGAAACAGAGUAUGUUUUCUAACUGCCUGGGAAAAACCAAGAGGUACCGAUGGAGACGGUAGAUUAAAGUACAUCGAAUUACCCGUGCUUGAAAAUAAAGCAUGCAAUCGCCCCGAAGUUCUGAAUGGAAGGGUCAAAAAUCAUGAAUUUUGUGGUGGUCAUACUUUUGGAAGCAUAGAUCUCUGUGAGGCUGAUGUUGGAGGACCUCUGGUUUGCCAAGAUGAAGACAGAUUUGUUCAAUAUGGAGUCACCUCAUGGGUACUAGACUGUGCCCAGCCAUCAAAGCCUGCUGUUUUUGUCCAUAUUCCUAGUUUUGUUUCUUGGAUCAAGAAUGUAAUGGUUGCCCACUGAAUCUUUAUGCAAGCUGGCUUUACUGAAAAAGCAUUCUCUGUGCUGAAGAAACAGCGUUCCAAGUAUAGUUUUAAAAUUGAGAUAAUUGAUAAGAACCUUAAAUAAAUAUCAUUACUGGCA